GCCCGGAGCACUCGGCCCGUAGCUUGCACGCACCGUGGUGCGGGCUGCACCUUCGAGUCCCCGCAGUUCAACAGCCGAACUCGCGACCCUGCAUCUCAACAGGUCAAGGGAGGUGACCAGCACGCCCCAGCCGGGACUGGAGGACCAAAGGAGCUGGAAGAUGAGCACCUUCCACUGACCAGUAGUCAUGGCUUUUAAGGACAGCAGCAGCAGCAGCAGCUUGUACAAUGAAGAUAGAAACCUGCUUCGAAUCAGAGAGAAGGAAAGACGCAACCAAGAAGCUCACCAAGAGAAAGAGGCGUCUCCUGAGAAGGCUCCGCUGUUUGCAGAGCCUUACAAGACUGCAAAAGGUGAUGAACUGUCAAGUCGGAUACAGACCAUGCUAGGUGACUAUGAAGAGAUGAAGGAGUUCCUGAGUAGCAAGUCCCACCCUCACCGCCUGGAUGGCUCUGAAGACAGGCCUGGGAAGCCCAGAUACCCCUUAUGUCAUGACAGGGGGAGCAGUGCUGCAUCCAGCUCCUUCCGCACACAUGUAUACCACCAGCCUAUCCACACUUCUGCUCCUGGAUCACUUUCUGUCAGUAACAUUAGCCACAGUCCAAAGAUGGCACAGCCAAGGAUGGAGCCAGUGCCAAGUCUCCAUGCCAAAAUCUACGGUGCACCCGAGGGCCCACGUCUGACUCAAGAUCACCUCCUCAGUCAGGGACAUUGUUCCAGAAAGUGUGACCGGAGAGCUGAUGGAGACUCGGCUCUAGAGAGGAAGCUCUCACCCUUAAUCUCCUCUCUGCCGUCCCCCGUUCCUCCUCUAUCACCUGUACAUUCCAGGCUGCAGGGAACUAGCAAGGCUCACAGCAGUGGGGUUAGCAGUAAAAGCUGCUGUACAGCCAAGUCUUCCAAGGACCUGGUGGUGAAGGCCCAAGAUAAAGAGACUCCUCUUGACAGUUUGGUGGCAGUUACCAGCCUCGGAACAGCCCCUCAGCCGCCUUGCCAGACAUUUCCACCCCCUCCUCUCCCCUCAAAAAGUGUUGCAAUGCAGCAGAAGCCCACUGCAUACGUCCGUCCCAUGGACGGUCAGGAUCAGGCUCCUAGUGAGUCCCCUGAGCUGAAGCCACCACUGGAGGACUAUGGUCAGCAAAGCUUUGAGAAACCAGACCUUAAAGUGCCUGCCAAAGCCAAGCUCACCAGACUAAGGAUGCCCUCGCAGUCAGUAGAGCAGCCGUACUCCAAUGAAGUCCAUUGUGUUGAAGAGAUUCUGAAGGAAAUGACCCACUCGUGGCCGCCUCCUCUGACUGCCAUACACACGCCCAGUACAGCCGAGCCAUCCAGGUUUCCUUUCCCUACAAAGGAUCCUCUGCACGUCAGUUCUGCAGCUCAAAGCCAAAAACAAUAUGACACGCCUCCAAAACCCCACCCCAAUCCCCAGCAAGGAACAUCCAUGCUCGAGGAUGACCUGCAGCUCAGUGACAGUGAAGACAGCGACACGGAGCAAGCCGCAGAGAAGCCUCCGUCCCCACCCGCAGCUCCAAGCGCUCCUCAGACGCUCCCCGAGCCUGUGGCCUCAGCACAUUCCAGUAGCGCAGAGUCAGAGAGCAGCGAGUCAGACAGCUCCUCAGACUCUGAGAGUGAGAGCAGCUCAAGCGACAGUGAGGAGAACGAGCCCUUGGAAACCCAGGCUCCCGAGCCCGAGCCUCCAACCACAAACAAAUGGCAGCUGGACAACUGGUUGACCAAAGUCAACCAACCAUCAGUGCCCCUGGAGGGCCGGGGAAACACAGAGUCUCCACGAUGGCGCCAGGAAAAUAAGGGUGUUGCUGAGGGCAGCAGUGACCAGCAGCAUCCUGAUUCCAAAGACCCUCCCCCGAAGAGCUCCAGCAAAGCUCUCCGGGGUCCCUCUGAGGGUCCCCAGCCUGGGAAGAGGAGCUGUUCGAAAUCCCCUGCUCGACAGGAACCCCCACCUCGGCAAACUGUCGGCAGCAAACAACCCAGAAAAUCCGCCAAGGGCUCCGGCCAGGCAGAGCCCCAGGCCAGCUCGCGGGUGGAGAGCGAAGCAGGACCCCUUCCCUAUGGCUCAAAGGAGCAGACAUCUAAAGAUAAACCCAAGGUGAAGACGAAAGGCAGGCCGCGUGCUGUGGGCAGUCGGGAGCCUAAGCCUGAGGUCCAGGUGCCUGUGCUUCAGGCAGCGGUGCCCAAGCCGCAGCCACCUGUGCCCAUCCCCAGUGAGAAGAGGAAGCAUAAGAGUUCCACAGCCCCCUCCAAGGGCCUCUCAGGCCCUGAGCCUCCGAAGGACAGUGCUGGGGACAGGAACUCAGAGCAGUCUGCCGUUGUCUCUGUGAUUGAGAGCCAGGGUCCACCCAAUAGUGGCAGGGGCAGCAGUGGUGUCAGGACUAGUGGCUGCCGACAGGCUGUGAUUGCCCAGGAGGACGGCCGUAAAGACAAGCUCCUGUUGCCUUUGAGAGACACCAAAUUGCUCUCGCCGCUCAGGGACUCUCCACCACCCACGAGCUUGGUGGUGAAGAUAACCCUAGACCUUCUCACGAGGAUUCCCCAGCCUCUGGGGAAGGGGAGCCGCCCUAGGAAAGCAGAAGACAAGCAGCUGCCAGCUGGGAAGAAGCAGGACUCGGAGACAAGGAGCUGCGACAACUCCAGCCGAGUGACCAAGAAGAGAAAGGGUGACCCAGAAAAAGAGCACAGUAACAAGCGAAUCAAACUGGAUAAGUCACAGACUGCAUCAUCUUCAUCUUCCCACGCAGAAUCUUCCAAAACAAAGACACCCAGGCCCUCCUCAGAGAACUCAAGAAAGGAAAUGCUUCCUCCUCCACCAGUGGCCUCAUCCUCAUCGUCUUCCUCCUCCUCCCAGAAGCCAAGCAAACCUGCACACAAGAGGCCAAGGCCAGAGGCAGAGAUCUGUAGCCACGACCUCCCCAGAAGUGCCAGCAGCACGAAGAGCAGCUGUAUAGACUCUUCAGUUCCCAAGCACAGAAAAGUACAGGCCAGGGGCUCUGAACACAAAGGAUCAUCUGGGGAUGCUGCGAAUCCUUUUUCAGUGCCUUCUUUGCCAAAUGGUAACGCUAAACCAGGGAAGCCACAGGUGAAGUCUGACAGACAACAAGCUGACUUUCACAUGAAGGAGGCUAAAAAGCUGAAGUGCAAAGCAGAGGCAAUGGUGGACAAGGCUGGAAAAGCCUAUAAGUAUUUGGAAGCUGUCCUGUCUUUUAUUGAGUGUGGAAUGGCCACGGAGUCAGAAAGCUCAGCGAAGUCGGCUUACACUGUGUACUCCGAAACCAUAGACCUCAUUAAGUUUGUGAUGUCACUAAAAUCCUUCUCAGACAACACGAUGCCAGCACAAGAGAAGAUAUUUACUGUUUUAUGCUUGCGUUGCCAGGCCCUUUUGAACAUGGCGAUGUUUCGAUGUAAAAAGGACACAGUGAUGAAGUAUUCUCGUACUCUCAGCGAACAUUUCAAGAGUGCUUCCAGAGUGGCCCAGGCACCUUCCCCAUGCGUGGCAAGAAGCACAGGCGUUCCGUCCCCCGUCUCCCCAAUGCCUUCUCCUGCCAGCUCUGUCGGGUCCCAGUCAAGUGCUGGCAGCAGUUUGGGGAGUGUUGGGGUGACAGCCACUGUCAGUACCCCGGUCACCAUCCAGAACAUGACCUCCUCCUAUGUCACCAUCACAUCCCACGUCCUUAAGGCCUUUAGCCUUUGGGAACAGGCCGACGCUCUCACAAGGAAGAAUAAAGAAUUCUUUGCUCAGCUCAGCACAAAAGUGUGUGUGUUGGCCCUCAACAGCAGCCUGGUGGACCUGGUGCACUACACAAGACAGGGCCUGCAGCGGCUAAAACAAGCACCCAAAGCCCCCUAACGUAGGCCGGGCCUACUCAUGCCUUGGAGUGUCUCUGCACAAUUGGAAGCCGGGAUGUCAGUACUCAAGAAGAAAAGCACUGAGAGAUUGCCAGGAUGCCUGUCUACUUAAACUCACAGUAGCUGUGUGGCCAUCGGUCAGCCCCUGCUCGGCUGAGCAGAUGCAGGAAGACGAUCUUGCUUUUCCCAGCGGGAGGACAAGUGCAGUGGAGCCCAACUGGCAUACGAAUGGUCUGGAAACAUUUCUGUUUUUUCUGUUUUUGUUUGUUUGAACGAUAGGAUAAAAAUUGCAAAUGAGAAGAAGAGAAGCAGUUUAAAGUCCGACAGCAAACUCUUGUCAUCUCAGAAGCCACCCUAGUUCACUUCCAGAAGGAAUUUUUUUUUUUAAUGAUAAUUUUUUUUUGGUGAAGGGCUUUAUGAUUUUGUUCUCUUUUCAAGUUUUAAAGGACACAUUGUUUAAUACAUUCUGAUGGCCAUCUGUGGAACACACAUUGUGUAAGGACUCCACUGCACCCCACUUCCUACAGGGAAGGGGCUCUGAAGACAGAGUAUUCCAUUCCCCAGUGCCUACAGUGCUGCACACUGUCUAGCUCUGGCCUCUCUGGCUGUACUGAGAAGCAUCCCAGGUUAGCCCUAGAGGAGAGGCAGCAUUUAGAUCUGGGUUCUAUCUCACAGUCUUCCCCACACGCCCCCCGCACUCCACCAAGGGGACUGGCAAAGCAGCCCCAUCUUGUUGAGCUUGCACAGAGCCCAGAGCCAUGACCUGGGGCCGGAGGCAGGUGCUGGAGCUGGAGUCCUGGGUGCUGACAGGGCUGUGGCUCCUCCGUGUAUCAGUGAGUCUUCCUAGAGAGAUUGUAUUUUUAUGCUACAAGUAUUUUAUAUUUAUAGCAAAAUUCAACUUUCCAAAGCCCUUGACUAUCCAGGGACAUUAGCUCCUUGAGAGCAUGUGGAGAUUGGGGGUUUGGGGGGAGCAGGGUUAAAUUCAACUUUAAAACACACCCCAGGCCAUCUUCUCAUGAUGAGGUUGAGAGGAUCUGUGACUUUACCAGGUUACACCCCGCCCACAUUAGACCAGGUUCAUGUAGAUGGGGAGUGAAGAAUAUAGUCAGAAUUCCUGCCCAUGACACACACCUUUCCUUGAGAUUUCAAGGUUAUUACUGGAAUACUCUCAAGUGCAAUGUUUUUAAAAAGUCACUUCACUUUUUUUUGUUUGUUUGUUUUUUUGUUUUUCGAGACAGGGUUUCUCU
Messenger RNA from Arvicanthis niloticus (Nile rat), 5102 nucleotides. The record is from RefSeq and is a predicted model, not a curated record. Lineage: Eukaryota; Metazoa; Chordata; Mammalia; Rodentia; Muridae.